This is a messenger RNA of Guillardia theta CCMP2712, 888 nucleotides long. RefSeq names its product palmitoyl protein thioesterase. The record is from RefSeq and is a predicted model, not a curated record. NCBI's taxonomy places the organism in Eukaryota, Cryptophyceae, Pyrenomonadales, Geminigeraceae. The transcript has 2 exons. Gene Ontology annotation, cellular component: lysosome. Gene Ontology annotation, molecular function: thiolester hydrolase activity; palmitoyl hydrolase activity. Bases 1 to 888 code for a protein of 295 amino acids.
AUGCUUCCCCCGUUGCGGUGCCCCCAAGUUGCGUUCCAUGCUGUGCUGCUUGCGAUGUUUCUCGCGUCCUCGGCGGCGAUUCCGCUGCCAGCAAGGAGCUCCAACACGAGCAGGGCCGUAGUGAUGUGGCAUGGCAUGGGGGACACGUGCUGCCUGCCAGUCUCCAUGGGGAGGGUGAAAUCCUUGAUAGAAAAGCAUGUCCCAGGUGCCUACGUCCGUUCCCUGAUGAUCGGAGAGAACGAGGCCAAGGACCAGUACAACGGAUUCUUCAUGCCCAUCCACGAGCAGCUGACCUUUGCUUGCAACCUCGUCUCCAAGGACCCGAACCUUGCCGGUGGGUUUCAUGCUGUUGGUUUCUCCCAGGGAGGGCUCUUCCUGCGAGCGCUGGUGCAGACAUGCCCGGAAGCGAAAGUUCAGUCGUUGAUCUCCAUUGGAGGCCCACAACAAGGAGUUUAUGGGCUACCAAGAUGCAUCACGCACAGUGUAUUCUGUGAGACUAUGAAGAAGCUUCUAGAAAUGGGUGCAUAUGAAAGUUUUGUACAGCAGCGAUCAGUACAAGCGCAGUACUGGCAGGAUCCCGUCAAAAGUGAAGAAUAUCUGAAAUACAACAUAUUUCUUCCUGACAUCAACAACAACCUUGAAGAAAAGAAAGCGGUCUAUCGAGAUCGUAUUCUUUCUUUGAACAAGCUGGUGCUUGUAAAGUUCCAGAACGACACGGUAGUUGUUCCAAGGGAAAGCACGUGGUUCGAAUUUUAUCAAGAGGGCCAAGAUGUUGAGAUUCAGGACUUGAAACAGUCAAAGCUUUACGAGGAAGAUUGGAUAGGGCUGAAAUCGCUGGAUGCGGCUGGAAAGGUUUGUAUGAGCCUUGCUUGGUUGACACUGAUGUGA